UUGCUUCCCCUGGCAGGUGACAUUCUGAUUAAAAUUGGACAUGCUAACGUAUUAGGAUGGACACUGCGAGAGCUUAGGCAACUUUUGUACAAUAUUCCUGUAGGAACGAGUCUACAAAUCAAGGUUUACAGAGAUUUUGUUGAAGUACCUGAACACUGGCAAAGUGCAGUUGAAUUAAUUCCAGAAGUAAAGCUUCCUUCAAAUACAGAGAUCAAGAGAAACCCUCCAUUUCCAACUUGUCUUUCUCUGUCCCUAAAAGGUCAUGAGAAUAACAUUCACUAUGUUGUACAUUUUAGCACAUCAAGUAAAAGCAGCGAGGAGAAAGAAGUCUGGAGCAGUAGCGAUGAUGAGGUUGAUAUAAACCUGGAAAGUUUUAGAUACAAAUCUUCACAAUCAUAUGGUUAUGAGCUUAUAGAACAACUACCAUCAAUAUCCAGAGUUUGGCAUGAAUUUAAAAGAAACCACCACACAUUUACAGUAGGAACAGAUAUUGGAUGUGACAUUAUACUUCAUAAUGAAGUUGAUGCAUUGUGUGAUUCUGGUUUUGCUACUACUGGCAUUAAAUCUUCUUCAUACUGGACUAUGCCAAAGAAUGAUGACAACUUAUCAUCCUCCUCUUCCUCUCUAUCAGAUGCAUUUUGGCUUGAGGAGUUUGCCAUUGUUUUGGACUAGCUAACAGGCACAAAUUUUACCUAAUCAGAAACUGGAUUCCUGACAAAGUAAAUUAACAUCGGAAGGUUCAGUAUUUUGAAGUUAGCUAUUACUGAAAGUUUCUAGUGGUGCACGCCUAGACUACCUAAGAAUCUUGAUUUUAAGAUGCUGCUGAUAUCCAAAAGCUACCUUUUUUUGGUCUUGGCAAAUUUCUCCAUCUCCCACUAAGAUCUAUGAAGAGCACAUUAAAACAUGCUAUAAAGUCCAGAAAGAAAAAGGUACCACGUUCAAGUCCUUAAAGUACUUACAAAAUACUGCCUUCAGUUUUUCAAGGUAAGUCUGAGAAUGAA
Messenger RNA from Alligator mississippiensis (American alligator), 1001 nucleotides. It is a transcript of the gene PDZD9, whose product is annotated as PDZ domain containing 9. The annotation marks the transcript as partial. The record is from RefSeq and is a predicted model, not a curated record. The transcript has 3 exons. Gene Ontology annotation, molecular function: protein binding. NCBI's taxonomy places the organism in Eukaryota, Metazoa, Chordata, Crocodylia, Alligatoridae.